Molecule: messenger RNA, 1818 nt
Organism: Pseudovirgaria hyperparasitica
Lineage: Eukaryota; Fungi; Ascomycota; Dothideomycetes; Acrospermales; Acrospermaceae
Product: putative cytochrome P450 monooxygenase
Exons: 1
Coding region: 176-1738 (520 amino acids)
Molecular function (GO): monooxygenase activity; oxidoreductase activity, acting on paired donors, with incorporation or reduction of molecular oxygen; heme binding
Source: RefSeq, a predicted model, not a curated record
UACUCCUAGCAAGUACCUAAAGUUACAAGCAUCCCUUACUUGCAACGACAUGAUAAAGAACACAAGGUUGCUCCUACUCUACUUGGGAUAUCUAAGCUACUAUUGAUUUGGCGAGAUAAAAAAGUUCUUACCCAGCCAUUGAAGGAUUUCACUUUUGCAAACUGGAAAUCACAGAAUGAGCGCCAUGGUAGAUCGAAAAGGCUUGUUCUCCCUCCCAGAAGCAAUCGAACCUCCCUGCAUCGUCGCAUAUAUCGUCGCUGUAGCCAUCGCCUAUAGAGUUAUCUAUCAAUGUUUCUUCUCUCCAUUGCGCAAUAUCCCAGGAUCUUUCCUGUCCCGCCUUAGUGCGAAGCAUUCUAUAGUCAAACGUAUUUUCAGCAAUGGAUCUCAGUCUGUUCAGAAUGACUACGAAACAUAUGGAGACAUUUACGUCCAUCGACCAGAUGGAGUCAGCAUCAGUCACCCGCAAGAUAUCAAGAAGAUCUUGACAUCUCAAGACUUCCGGAAGACGGAUGUUUACAGAAUGCUCGACAUUCUCGGUCACCCAAGCAUCUUCACAGCUCGCGAUCCCAUCUAUGCAAGCCUUCGCCGUCGCCAGCUUGGCCCGUAUCUUACUCAUGGCUUUCUUAAUCAGAUGGAGCCGCUCAUUGUCCGGCAUAGUAUCCAAGCCAUCCGAGAUAAAUGGGACAUGUUAAUCGAUCAAAACGAAGGCAACCCCAUCAUUGUGAAUUACCGAAAUGAUACACAAUACGCAACAUUCGAUACGAUUGGUGCCCUCGCCUUUGGGCGCGACUUUAGCGCUCUUUCAAAUGACGAUGAUACCAUAAUUCGCUGGAUCGAGGCAACAGGCUUUUACCUUGGCAUGACGAAGAACCUCCCACUUCUCGGCCAUUGGCCUUUCUCUCGCCUUCUUCGUCGGUCUAGAUCCCAGUUUCAUGCUUUCAUCCGACAUUCCAACGAGUCUAUCGACAUUCGACGUAGAAAGCUUCUGAACGGCGCGAAGGAGAGACCUAUAGACCUUCUCCAGGCAUUUCUAGACGCAGAAGACCCAGAUUCUAAAAUCAAAAUGCAGCGCCAUGAAGUGCGCACCGAAAGCAUCGCAUUACAGCUUGCUGGAAGCGAGUCGACCUCUUUCGUUACUUCCUGGGUGAUUCAUCUACUGACUUUAUACCCAGCGUACCACGCACGUGCCGUGGAUGAAGUACGAAGCCUGUUUAAACGUGACCACAUGGUCACAUUCGCGGAGUGUCGUACCCAACUGCCAUUUCUCGAGGCAUGCGUAUAUGAAACCUUGAGAUACUCACCCAUCACCUCGGGAUUCAUGCCCCGGGUAUCUCACACGAGUGGGGUCAUGCUCCAGGGUUUCUAUCUUCCACCAGGCAUUGAGGUAGCUAUCAACCUGAUCGGCGCACAUAACCAUGCCGAGACUUGGAAGGACCCGCAUAUAUAUGACCCAACACGCUUUUUAGCGAACGAAGAUCUUAAAAGAAACGUUUUUGCAUUCUCUUACGGUCAUCGCAACUGUAUUGGGAAAAGCCUAGCAUGGUCGGAGAUGAUGGUAAUCUUAUCUAACCUUCUUAAAGACUAUGAUGUAAAGCUACCAGAAGACACAGUGUAUGGGCCAAAGAACUUAGAUGAAUUAGGCCGGCCGAAAAUCAUGGAGACAAAGAGUACGUUAUUUACUACUCCGAAGUAUCCCGAUAGAGAUUGUCGGUUACUAGUAAAGAAGGCGUUUGCGUAACACUUUAGAGACAAGCUACACAGAAAGAUAAUAAUAGAAUAAUACAUAUAAAUAUAAUAGCAUGAUACAUGACUUUAGAU